Messenger RNA from Acyrthosiphon pisum (pea aphid), 1618 nucleotides. RefSeq lists its product as uncharacterized. Bases 410 to 1126 code for a protein of 238 amino acids. NCBI's taxonomy places the organism in Eukaryota, Metazoa, Arthropoda, Insecta, Hemiptera, Aphididae. The record is from RefSeq and is a predicted model, not a curated record. The transcript is spliced from 7 exons.
GAAAACCGCAAACGCGGAAAAAGGCGCGGGCCCUGUACACUCCGCGAGCCCCAUAGGAACACUACCGUGGAACAAAUAUAAUAACAAUGCGUUUCAGUUUUACGAAUGACGGCGGCGAUAUAGUAUAAUAUACGUAUUGUACAGUAUAAUAAUAAUUGCAACAAUCACAAUAAUAUUAUAAUAGUCGUGUGCAGGCCGCGAGACACGCGGAAAUCCGACACGUCGCUGAUAAUCGGAACGGAUUUCGCUACGAUCGAUUUCGGCGAUUUCUCGUACCUACCUCGUCAGUGCAGUGCACGCGAAUGCCAAUACGAGUACGAUACAUAUACAUAUUAUAUACGUAAUAAUAACCAUAUCGGACUCGCCGAGCACAAGCGGAUAACAUAGCGAAUAAGACCGUCGCGAAAACAUGACGUUCCCGGCCUGGCCGAUAUGCACUCAUCGCUAUUUUUGUCUGCUCUUGAUAUCGACGUGCUACUAUUAUGGCGUCACUACAGCCAUUACAGUGGUCGAUCACGUGUCCAAGGAUCGAUAUGUACCCGGAGCUGAAAACGAUAGGGACACCGUUGACGACAUGCGCUUGGGAGAGAAAGUGGAAGACGAGGACGCGGAAAACAAACAUUUCAUGGACGUUUAUUCGUUGCAAAGCGGACCUCAACAAUUGGAAUUUGGACACGUGUUCGAGGAUCCAAACGUCUGGGAACAAAGGUACGAGAAAAAGGAUUUCGAUGCCCAACGGUACCAAGGAAAGGUGAAAUGGGGUGACAAAGACGGCAGUUACGGUGAACAGUAUUGGGAUUUAAACCACGGCGGCGGUGGAUCUAACGAAAACGAAAAAAACGAACCAUACGAAGAACCUACUCCGAUAGAUUACGGACAGGAGAGCCGUCAGAGACCCGUGAUUUAUAAGCCAAUGAUGAUGACACUCCUUAAGAAUAAACCCAAGAAACCCGUUAAAGGUGUACGGAACUAUCCAAAGCGACUAGUAGAACCACCAGCAGCACCGACAACUAUAGGAAGCUCCGCUAAAAAAACCGCUCCUGUUUUAGUUUUCGACAUGAAGACUGGAGUGGUCAUGGACGAAGCCACAGGGAAUAAGUUCAUUUUGAAACCGAUAAAAGAUUAAGAAUUGAUUAAUUCUUAAAUAUUGUUUAAUUGUAUACAUUUACAAUUAUAAAAACUUGAAGUACUGAAGUAUCUAGAUGGGUUAUUUAAUUACAAUACUAUAGUAAACGUAAUUUUUUUUUCUAUUAAAAUUAUGUUAUACCUCAAAUAUUAUAAUGUAGUUUUGCUACACCAGUAAAUAGUUGACUUUAUACACAACUAACUAGCCCUUUUUUUAAUGUACCAAUAAUCGAUUUGUUUGAUUAAACUUUUAAAUUACUAUUGUUUUAAUCAAUUUAUUUUAAAGAUUCAUGCUUCAGAGCUCAUUAAACAGAUAAAAUGUAGACAAGUUUGAGAAAAACAAAUAUUAGAUAAGUAAAGUAAGUAGGAAUAAUUUUCCGGCAGUAAGUCAUAUGCAAUUAAAAUAAAAACGAUUUGUAAAAGUUUUCUCUUUUUUAACAAUCACUCAAAUUUUGAAUAACAAAAUAAACAAAUAACAUUGUAUUAUUAGUUA